CAUAUGUACACUCAUACACGCCCACAUGAACACAGAGUUCAUAAGUGCUCUCGCUCCUCUUCGAAGAAUUUGAGGUGGAGAUUUUGGGAUAGGCUUUCCCCUGUCCGUUUAAAACUCUGCUCACCAACACAACGACUUUGGAUGUGCUGACAGAGGGUCCCGCCACAUAUAUGCCCUAAGUGAUUUACCAACAUGACAACCAGCUGGUACCCAAACCAAAAGGCCAGUUGCUGGAACCCUUUCAGAAGCAUCAAGUUUUUUGUGUUCUGUCAGGGCUUUCUGCAACUGGCCCAGUUGAUGGUGUCGGGCUGCCUGAAGAGCUCCGUCUCGACCAUCGAGAGACGCUAUGGGUUCACCAGCCAGGAGCUGGGCCUUCUGGUGGCCUUCAACGAGGUGGGUAACGUGAUGCUCAUCAUGUUUGUGAGCUUCUUCGGAAGCCGAGUUCACCGGCCUCGCCUGAUUGGCGCCGGGGCGCUGCUGGCCAGCGUGUCCUCGCUGAUUAUAGCCCUACCGCACUUCCUGAGUCGGCCCUACCAAUUCGCGGCGCACCCUGGUAUAUCCACCAACAACCUAACCACCGGCCUCUGCCAAUCGCGGAGCUCCUUCGCCACCUUGGCGUCCAACCACAGCUGUGUGAAUAGCGAGGGUCAAACUCAGCAGGGGGUGUUCCCUGUGAUGCUCCUGGGUCAGCUGCUACUGGGGAUCUCCACGGUGCCCAUCCAGCCCUUUGGGAUGUCCUACGUAGACGACUACGCCAGCAGGAGGAACUCCCCGUUCUACAUCGGGAUUCUCCUGGCAGUGACCUCUUUAGGGCCUGCUGCUGGGUUCAUGAUGGGAUCUUUUACACUGCGCUUCUACGUGGACUUUGACAAGACACCCGCAGACCAGAUCCAGAUCGACUCCAAGGAUCUGCGCUGGGUCGGCGCCUGGUGGCUGGGAUUCCUGAUUGCUUCGUGCCUCCUCUUCCUCACCUCAUUGCCCUACCUCUUCUUCCCUCGAACCAUGGCCCAAGAGUCUGUCACUCCCGCAGAGGAGGCUAAAUCAAAGGAGGAGAAACAGCUGGAGGUGGUCCAGACCGCCUCCCUCAAGCAGUUCCUCAAAAGUUUUCCAAGAAUCUUCCUGAGAACCUUGCAGAACCCCGUCUUCAUGCUGAUGUGCCUGGGCCAGGUGUUCUGUGCUGGGGUCAUCGUGGGUGUCGUCACCUUCCUGGCUAAGUUCAUGGAGCGUCAGUUCAACCUGACCGCCUCCUAUGCCACCAUGUUGAUAGGGGUGGUCCACAUGCCCGUCUGCGUGGCGGCCAUCGUCAUCGGAGGGGCGGUAAUGCGCCGGCUGGACCUGUCCCGUUCCGGGGCAGCCAAGUGGUGCUCCCUGGCCAUCGUCUGCACCCUGUUCGUCUCCGUCCCGCUCCUCUUCAUCGGCUGCCCCACCCAGCGUGUGGCCGGGGUCUUCCCCACCAGCAGGGACGGGAGCGAGGCGGUGUGCAGCGGCAGAUGCGAGUGUCCCCAGGACGCGUUCAACCCCGUGUGCGCUUCUGACGGCACCGAGUUCAGAUCCCCCUGCCACGCCGGCUGUAUCGCCAUGGAGACGGACAGCAGCAGCCACAAAGUCCAGAACUACACCUCUUGUGGCUGCGUGACCGGUGGUGGUGGCUCCGCACUGCCAGGGACGUGUGGCAGCCGCUGCGCCCACCUCCUGGUGGUCUUCAUGGUGCUGUCGGCUCUCACCUGCUUCAUCGGCCCCACCUGCAAAGCCCCCUGCUUCUCCACCAUCCUCAGGUCUGUGCCUCCAGAGGACAAAUCCUUUGCGGUCGGGGUCUGCUACAUGCUCUUCCGGGUCUUAGCGUUCUUGCCGACGCCAGUCAUUUACGGAAGUGUCAUAGAUAGCAGCUGCAUUCUGUGGGGAAGGAAGUGUGGAAAAAAGACUUCCUGUCAGUACUACGACUUGGACUCCUUCAGACAUAGGUUCUUCAGCCUGCUCACGAUGUUCCUGUGCCUGGCGCUCUUCUGCUUCUUGAUGACCAUUCUGGUGCUCCGGAAGCAGGCAGGACGUCUGGACAAGAAGCAAGGAAGUGAAAGAGAAUACAAGCUUGUUGGCUGCAGUGAUGGAGUGAGCAACGGCAAGGCCGGGCUGGACGUAGUGGAGGGGGGAGGGGGGCAGAGGAGCUGAGCUGACGGAUGGAGUGUGUGUGUGUGUGUGUGUGUGUGUGUGUGUGUGUGUGUGUGUGUGUGUGUGUGUGUGUGUGUGUGUGUGUGUGUGUGUGUGUGUGUCAAUGUGAGUGAGUGUGUGUGUCUGUCCGUGUGUGUGUGUGUGAGUGAGGGAGUGAGUGUGUGUGUUGUAUUUUUUUAAAAGCUUCAAAGAAGCCUGUUUAAUGUCCUGAAUACAUCGGUGACUGUGAUGUUGUGGCGUUUGUUCAAUGUCGAGUAAAGACUUGGGUGGCCUUUGUUGAGUUUUAGUAUUGCAAUCUCUUUCAACUGAAGUAAUGGAGUCCAUUUAUACAGUAUAUCAUUGGAAAUCAUUGGCAACAGCAGCAUAGCAACAGUUUUUCAAGGUUAGCAGCAAAUUCCGAUGUUGUCCACCCUUUAUCUUCUGUGACACUCAACAUUCUGCUAAAGAUUCUCUGUCCAUUCUCAGACCAUUCACUGAAAGUAGUAUCAGUUUGAGACUUUGAAUCUCAAACUACUACAUGUUAGUGGAUCAGCUAUUAAAUUAUACAUUAUAGCAUAUCAUGCUAAUAUUGCGAUUACGGUUGCCGUUAACUGGUAGUGGCGUCUUCUGCAUUUGAGAGUUCUUGGGAAUCUACAAUAAAAGAGUGUUUCUCAUUCCGACCUCUUCAAAAUACAUGGUUCUUUCCAUGGGUGUGACCCAUAACCUCAUGCAUGUUUAAACCAAUAGUUUACAUCUGGUGAAUAGUUAAUUUCCACCAAAGUUGUCUGUAUUAGUUGUUAUAGAAAAACAUUCACUCCGUAUUACAAAAAAUAAAUCAUUGCUUCCACCAUGGAGUUUAAUUUAUCGUCCUCGUCUGCAUGGCUUCAAACAUGACAUCUCAAAAAGUAAUCAAAAAAUCCCCAGAUGUGAUUAGGUAAACUUCCUUGUGGUAGCGUGGCAAUCUGGAUCUGUUGCUCUUGGUUCGGGAAGAGGCUUGGAAUAUCUGUGAUCUCAAGUGGGGGCUGCCGGCCAACACUGCAACGCACAUCUGUUUCCCUUCGCCUCCAUGCUCUCACUUUCAAAUUCCGAUGGCGCAACAAAACAAGUUGUGGUGUCGUUAUGGAAGAAGACUAACGAUCCAAUCAUGGCACAGAGAAAGUACGGGUGUUCUGCCAAGACUCACACUCAUGUUAAAACGCAUUGUACGGUCAAACACGUUCUUACUGUUAGUGAAGGAAGGCCAAAGGUAUUUUAUAUAAAUGCUGCAAACGUUACGAGCUGGAGCAGGAUCAGGGAUAACAAAUGAGAAAGAGAAAGUUGUAACUGUGGAUCAAGUUUCGAUAUGACAACAUCUGUGAAGGGACAGAGAAUUGUGGGAAUACUUUGGGAAUAGAAGGUUUUUGAGGAAUUAGUAGGGCUGGCCCAAGUGUAGCAACAGGAUGUUGCGGUCUAAACAAACAUAAUUUAUGUUAUCCAUUGAAAGGAAAGUGCAUAUGAUUUAACAUCCUUCAUGUCAACUUAACGCACUGGCCUUUUCCGAACUGCAAUUGAAAAGUUGAGACAUUUCUGUUUUUUUCUUUAAGUCAUUUGCAUGAUUUUUGAAAAACAGAACUAAUUGAGAAGUGCCUCUGGGUACAGAGGCUUAUAAGGUAACACGCUCUGAGGACGGUUGAAUUAUGCCUAUCAUAUGAAGGACUGGUUCAACUGGUAGGCUGAUCGAGCUAUAAUAAUAAUGCACUUGAUUCAUGUCACAACAAAUCCAAUUAAAGUUUUGUCUUGACCAAUACAUUAUUGGAACCUUCUGACAACGUCUGUCAGUGUGGAUCACUGGGAACAUAAUGCAUGGGAUGUUUUGUUGCUAUACAAAAUCGCCUCAUUUGUUUUUUUACAAAGGUCAUAAAAGGUUGUGCAAACAACACUAUUAAAUAGUUAAGUAUUAAAACGUGCAUAGAUGCCGAAGCACUAGGUUAAUUGUGCCCUCCAUCUCGUUAGACCUGUUCUGGUGUCGUGAAAGAGUUUAAAACAUCUUGGGUGAGAGGGAGUGGGUUGGUGUGUGUGGGAGUGUAUGUCUGGGUCCUGUAUUUAGGGGCGGAGACUCUGACGAUGAGGGCUGAGGGCCUGAAGCAGUGCGGCUAUGUCCGUAGCCAUAGCUCUUAAAUGGUCGGCAUGUAUCGAUUUUAGUAGCAUUUUUUUCUAUAUUUUUAUAUGCAAUUUGUGUAUAUUUGAUAAAAAAUAUGUAUAAACGUCAUUCGACAAAAUACAUUGUGGAUGUAAAUUGUCUCUU
Messenger RNA from Gadus chalcogrammus (walleye pollock), 4429 nucleotides. RefSeq names its product solute carrier organic anion transporter family, member 2B1 (gene slco2b1). Gene Ontology annotation, biological process: bile acid and bile salt transport; sodium-independent organic anion transport; transmembrane transport. The record is from RefSeq and is a predicted model, not a curated record. Gene Ontology annotation, molecular function: protein binding; bile acid transmembrane transporter activity. The transcript is spliced from 16 exons. The coding region runs from base 193 to 2166 and encodes 657 amino acids. Gene Ontology annotation, cellular component: membrane. Lineage: Eukaryota; Metazoa; Chordata; Actinopteri; Gadiformes; Gadidae.